AUGGCUAACAUUGAUAAAGAAAACCAAAGCUCUUCCAUCGGCGAAAAGAAACCACCUGUUAUCCUAUGCAUUGGCAUGGCUGGCUCAGGUAAAACAACAUUUAUGCAGAGAAUCAAUGCUUAUUUACAUCAAAAGAAGACACCGCCCUAUGUUUUGAACCUUGAUCCUGCCGUCACAUCCCUUCCUUUCACAGCAAAUAUUGACAUUCGAGAUACAGUUAACUAUAAAGAGGUUAUGAAACAGUAUAAUCUAGGACCGAACGGUGGCAUUUUGACAAGUUUGAACUUGUUCACCACCAAAUUUGAUCAAGUACUAAACCUAGUUGCUAAACGAUCCAAUGCAGUGAGCAAUGUUUUAGUUGAUACACCUGGACAAAUUGAAAUUUUCACAUGGUCAGCUUCGGGUGCUAUUAUUACUGAUACACUCGCCGCUUCUUACCCUACUAUGAUAGCUUAUAUUAUCGACACACCACGUACGACUGCACCUGCCACUUUUAUGAGUAAUAUGCUAUACGCUUGUAGUAUACUUUAUAAAACCAAACUACCCUUCAUUGUUGUUUUCAACAAAACCGAUGUGGUAUCACAUGAAUUUGCUGUAGAUUGGAUGACUGAUUUCGAGAAAUUCCAACUUGCCCUUAACACCCAACAGCAACAGGAAGAUUCUAAUUAUAUGAAUAGUCUCAUGUCAUCUAUGAGUCUGGUUCUAGACGAAUUUUACAACCAUUUGAAGGUUGUAGGUGUCUCUGCAGUGACAGGUGCAGGCAUUGAUGAAUUUUUUGAAGCUGUGAAAGAGGCUACGGAGGAAUAUGAAACUGACUAUAAGCCUGAAAUUGAAAGAAUGAUCAGGGAAAAAAUGGCCAAAGAAGAGAAAAAUCGUGAAAAACAAUUGAACAAGUUAAUGAAAGAUAUGAAGAUGUCAGAAAACAAAGAAGGCGAUGACGACAAAUGGGAAGAAGCUGAAGAAGACGAACUUGCGGCGGAAGACAACGAUGACUAUGAUGGGUACGAUAGUGAUGCUAAUCCUUUACCGAGUGCCUCAAAGUAUCCACCCUCUAAAGCCCAACGAGAAGAGGAUGAAAAAUUCAAAAAAUGGUUAUCCCGUGCAAAAGAAAGUACUUUGUAA
This is a messenger RNA of Mycotypha africana, 1122 nucleotides long. RefSeq lists its product as uncharacterized. The record is from RefSeq and is a predicted model, not a curated record. The transcript has 5 exons. Gene Ontology annotation, molecular function: GTPase activity. Lineage: Eukaryota; Fungi; Mucoromycota; Mucoromycetes; Mucorales; Mycotyphaceae. The coding region runs from base 1 to 1122 and encodes 373 amino acids.